This is a messenger RNA of Cheilinus undulatus (humphead wrasse), 3342 nucleotides long. It is a transcript of the gene rab4a, whose product is annotated as RAB4a, member RAS oncogene family. The transcript has 8 exons. Gene Ontology annotation, biological process: regulation of endocytosis; Rab protein signal transduction. The record is from RefSeq and is a predicted model, not a curated record. Gene Ontology annotation, cellular component: endosome. Gene Ontology annotation, molecular function: GTPase activity; GTP binding. Lineage: Eukaryota; Metazoa; Chordata; Actinopteri; Labriformes; Labridae. Bases 120 to 761 code for a protein of 213 amino acids.
UCAGCUGGAAUCCGGGGAAACCACCAACAGGAAUAUUUUCACUGAGCUAGCUAGUAUCCAUCUGUCAACUUGUUUCCCUCGUUUUCUCCUUUCCUUGCUGUCAGAGCGCCAGGUUGGCGAUGUCGGAGUCCUACGAUUUCUUGUUUAAGUUCCUGGUGAUCGGGAACGCCGGAACAGGCAAAUCCUGUCUGCUGCACCAGUUCAUAGAAAAGAGAUUCAAAGAUGAAUCUAAUCACACAAUUGGGGUGGAGUUUGGCUCCAAGAUCAUCAAUGUGGUCAACAAAAUGGUCAAACUGCAGAUUUGGGACACAGCGGGACAAGAGAGGUUCAGGUCCGUGACCAGGAGUUACUACAGAGGAGCAGCAGGAGCUUUGCUGGUCUAUGACAUCACCAGUCGAGAGACGUACAACGCUCUGACCACAUGGCUGAGUGACGCCCGAAUGCUCGCCAGUCAGAACAUCGUCAUCAUCUUGUGUGGAAACAAAAAGGACCUGGACGCUGAUAGGGAGGUCACAUUCCUGGAGGCGUCACGCUUCGCUCAAGAGAACGAGCUGAUGUUCCUGGAGACCAGUGCUCUGACAGGAGAAAACGUUGAAGAGGCCUUUGUGCAGUGUGCUCGCAAGAUCCUCAACAAGAUAGAGUCAGGUGAGCUGGAUCCAGAGAGGAUGGGUUCAGGUAUCCAGUAUGGCGACGCCGCAUUACGACAGCUCCGUUCUCCUCGCCGUGCUCAGCCGCAGGGCGCCCAGGAGUGUGGCUGCUAGUGGAGGCGCUCAGUAUUGUACACAAACGAGUGUGUUUCAGACAGGUUUGUGAAGGCCAGAAGAGGAUCAUGAGCCUCUGGGGACCCAAAUGUUUGAGGCUUCAGGUCGCUGUGCUGGUGAAUCCUCUCCGACCUUUGAUUUGAUCUCGACGCCAAAUCUUCAGAACCUUUUGGACCUUCAUCAUCAUGGUAACACCUGCAGAGAGCCAAAAACACUUUCAAGCCAUGCCCCUGCCUCAGAUCUCAGAGCAUCUCCACGAUACCACUGGCAGCAUACCAUCUAACAUUGAGCUUCAUGAUUGGACCAAGCCCUUUACAAGCCUUUCAAUUAGGAUGUGAGUUACCAACAAGUAUGUAACAUGCCGUUAAUCCUGCACUUCUCCCUAUUUAACUCUCAUUGAACUCUGCUUUAGCUCCUCGCUUGUCAACAGGAUGAGUCAGUUUGGAUUUUUUUUUUUUUUUAAUGAAUGAAUGAAUGAAUCCAAUGAGUGGUGGUAGAUUAGGGGUACUUGUUAAUUAAACUACACUUAACCAGUGAAAUGCUUUAUUGAAGGUUUACAUCCCUCUUCCAUAAACUAUAUUUGGACUGUAUGCGAGCUAGCAGUCAUGAGUUGUCUUAAUAUUUUUUUUCUUAAUGUUCCCAUAUUUAGUGCUUUUGUUAACAUAAAUCAAAAGCCACAAAUUAAAAUCCUUUUUAUCCCCUUUUUGAAAAGAACACACAUUUGUUUCCUGCUUAAAUUGGCGCUCUGCUGGCAAUUUCACAGAAGCUUUAUGCUAAGCUCAGCUAAUAGCCUCCAGGGCCCAGUUGUUCAAAAGGUUUAAUCGGGAUAACAAUGUUCCCAUUUGAUAAUCCACUUUUUUCCCACCUGGGAUCAAUUAAUUGAGCUCUAUUCUAAACAAAUCAGAAUAACCAGUGCUCUAAACCGGGCUAAGCAGCAAAUUGCAUGCAAACUAAGAGCUCCCCAUAGCUGCUGUAAAUGAGAUAUAUAAUGACCCACACUGAUACUACUUAGGGAAAUAUUUUAUGAGGACAAAAUCCUUCAUCUUGAGUGACACCGAGGGGUACCUCCUCUACUUUUUCACUGAAGAAAAACAACAAUUUAGAGCAAGGUGUAUAUUAAAAAAUCUAUCAGAAUGUCAAUAACCCUGUAAAAAUGUUUCAUUUCUGUCCAACUGAAUAGUUUUUAUUCAUUUUUAAGUAAAAUCCAGACUGAAUUCAGCCCUUCGAUUGGAUCAAAUAACCAGGAUUUUUUUUGGAUCACAGUAAUAUUACUCAAAAGUUUUGAACAACAAAAACUGGAGGAUGUGAUUUUAUCAGAUUGCAUAUGUUUUUAUACUUUUGAAAAACCUGGUUUCAAGAUUUGAUCCAGUCUAAUAGCUUUAAUCCUGCAGAAUUAUUUUGUAACAGUUGGGCCCUGACUCUAGAUCAGUGAUCAUCAACUGGCAGCCUGGGGGGCCACAUCAGGCCCUCCACAUCCUCCCGUCCGCCCCUCGGAACAUUAUUGCAUUCAAAAAAUGUGCAGAGAAAAAAUACUGCAAGUUGUAGUAUUUCAGAUAUAAUUUUUUAUAAACUCUCUACAGCUAUUAGAACAUGUCCACAAGCAAUAGAGAUGGAAACAGUUCCAUCAGGAGUGACUUUAUGUUUGAUCAUUUUUUCAGAAAUCAACUCGUCAGCCAUUACUAGUAAAUCUGAGGCAUGUUGAACACAUACUUAUCAGUUAGUUCUUGGUUAAAUCUGUUGUUUUCUCUGUUAACGUUAGGGUUUUGGGGGUGCAUUUUCCUUGCUCCGGGGUUUCACUAAUCACAGUAUUAGAGUAUAUGUCAAAGUCGAUGAUGGACAACAUAACAGCCCCAGACAUAAUAUCUCAAUCGCCCCCUUGUGUCUGGCUACAGUUUAGGGACUGAUCUCGCUGUUAUGGGCUAAACAUGAUGUACAUUUGAAAAAAAAAUCCUCAGACAAAAAUAUGUUAUUUGGCCAGAUCUUUUUAUCAUUAUUAAAGUGUAUUUGAGAGUUCAGCCCCUAAAGUGUCCAUUCAGUAAAAAAACUGACCCAAAUACAAAUGUAGUUGAUGACUCCUGCUCUAGAUACCUGGCAUAUAGAUGAGAGGUAUUCAUUUUCUUGCAAUACAGUUAUACCAAAUUGUUGACAUAUUCCUUUAUGCAAUUUCAUGUUAAAAUCCCUCCUCGCAGUCAGCAGUAAGCUUAUUUUGUUUUAUUACCUCUACAACAUUAAUAGUACUGAGUACACUUAUAUUUUUCACUUCUUGUAUGCUCGAUGCACUCCUUUUCUCUGUAUUAAGUGAGCCCAGGCAUGCAGAUGCAAAGUUACACUUAAACCUGCUCUCCUGCCUUGCAUCACUUCCUUUCUUGCAGCCUAACAUCCAACUAUUCUCUGUUACCUGCCUGCACCUCUGCACACCUGUCCACUGCCUGUCUGUUUGUUCAGCCACCCCUACAGUAUCUUACACACUGUACAGUGUUUUACUGUAUAUAAAGACUGACGCAUGUUUUGUCAAACAGAAUAUCAGAGCAUUUCAUUUUGAAGAGAUAUAUGUAUAUUAAAGUAGAAGUCAUAUCCAGCA